Acanthoscelides obtectus is the source of this 3484-nucleotide messenger RNA. NCBI's taxonomy places the organism in Eukaryota, Metazoa, Arthropoda, Insecta, Coleoptera, Chrysomelidae. The record is from the annotation of a GenBank genome assembly.
UCGUUUCAAAGCAUAGCUAAACAAAAACAAAGUUUUAGGUAAAUAAAACGUUUGUAAAAUUCUUUUCUGUCCUCAGAUCCACGCGGUACCGCCUCGGAAGAUGCGCCCGAGAAUCAACUCGGCCAUUUUCGUGUCCAACAGCGGCCCAGGCCUGGACACCAGGGAGUUCUUCCGCAGGCACGGCAGCGUCUCCAGGCUGUGUCGCAAAGCGCGCAGCGUGGACAACAUCUCCUUGGAGGAGAAACACUUCGGGCUGCCGCAGCUGUCAAUUUCGGGACCUUCGCCUCCGGAAGAUGAAGAAAAAGAGCUGGACAGGGAAAUCUCGGAGACGGAAACGUUGAUGAGGCAAGAAUGACGCAGAUGUUCCACCUGGGAUUGAAGUGGUGGACAACAUCUACGGGGAGGCGAAGCACCUGGAGCUGACCCAGAGGUCGAGAUAGGCCGUCGAUAUGAAAAUUUGAUUAAGCAAGAAUAACGCAGAUGGUGGACAACAUCCCCGAGGAGGUGAAACAUUCAGGGCUGCCCAAAGUGUCAAUUACUGAGACGUCGCCUCCAAGGAAUGAAGGGAUUAAAGAAUUAAUUAAGCAAGGGUAACGCAGUUGGUGGAUAACAUCCCCGAGGAGGUGAAAUACCUAGGGCUGCCCUAGGUGACAACUUCUAGGCCUCCGCCUUCAGAAGACGAAAAAUAGGUUAGAGAGACGGAGACGGAAAUGUUAAUGAGGCAAGAAUGACGCAGAUAUUCCAUCAAGUAUUGAAGAAGUGGACAACAUCCCCGAGGAUGUGAAGCACCUGCGGCUGUCCCAGCUGCCUAUUUCGGGGCCUUGGCCCCAACGAACAAAAAAUACGUCCAGAGAGAUCGCAAAGAUAAAAAUGUUGAUUAAGCAAGUGUGACACCGAUGGUGGACAGCAUCCCCUAGGGGGUGAAACGCUUAAGGCUGCCUCUAGCGUUAAAUUGGGGUCCUUCACCUCAAUAAGAUGAAGAAAAGGUUUAAAAAGGAUCAUCGCAAGUGUAGAAACGUUAAUGAAGCAAGAAUGACGUAGAUAUUCCGUUGAAGAGGUGGACAACAUCUCCGAGGAGGUGAAUCAGCUGGGGCUGCCCCGGGUGUUCGGAGCACUUGCCUCCAGACGAAGUAGAAAAAUGCUGAAGAUUUUAAUGAGGUAAGAAUAACGCCGAUGUCACACCAGGUGUUGAAGUCAUGGACAACAUCUACGAAGAAAUGAAGUACUUCGGGCUGCCCGAGGUGUCUGUUUAAAAACAGAGCUCUUUCGUACUGCAAUAUUUAAGUUUGAGUUGGAUCGGAAUAGUUUUAAGCGGCUUAUCUUCGAAAAAAGAUGGUAUAUCUCAAAUGCGUCAGCUUGUGUAUUAUCAAAGGUUUAUAUGUGAUUGCUGUGAUGUAACUAACUUGCCUCGAUUGCAGUGAUUAUAACUUUUACUUGGAGCAAUAAAAAAGGACAGAAAGCUUGAGAAGUAGUGAGAAAACUUUUCGGUGCCAAGUGCGAGUAUUAUCUGUGUAAGUAGGAAGAAGAACGCGCGAAAUAAUGUAGAAGUAGAACUUGUAGAAAAAUGAACUGGUGAGCAAAAGAUUGUACAAGGAACAAUUUAUAGAUGCAAAAUCGUGUAAUUGAAGGUUUAUAUCACGAAUUUGUGACGUUCAAAAUCAUAUUUUUCAGCCUUGACCUAGAUCCAGAUCGUUGUGCCCAGAAUCUUCCAACAUACCACCCAAAAAAAUUAUUUCAAGAGUACUCAUAUCUCGAUAAAGAUGACUAUUACGUCAUACCAUAAAUUGUACUAAAGUAAUCAAUGGACGUACGUCGAUGAUAAAAUCACGAUGUCAGGAUUUUGCGAAGUUAAGUUAUUUCACUGACUAUUUUCAUUUUAUUUCAUGGUUUUGAGUGGAUGCUUAAUAAUAUUUUUAGAGGGGAGUUUUAUUUUUGAAAAAAACCGGUUAUGAGUAGAGUACUUUAAGACAGGAACACCAAAGACCAAAGUAUCAUUCGAAAACAACCUAACCUGCUUUAACAUAACCUAGCUAUCCAUCUUUCAAAUAUGAUCGAUCAUGCAUCAUGAAAACAUCGUCUAUCUUUGACGGAUACAUGCAAGUUUAGACAAUAAAAUUCUGUUUGUCUCUGUCUAACAUAUCUGAAACUUCAUUAUAGUAGAAAUCACAGAAGAUGACGAUUACUACGUCAUCAUUUUAGUCUGUAGUAAAGACAAACGACAGCGAUUAGUGAAUAUUUUUAAUGAAGUUUCAGAUAUGUUAAACAGAGACAAACAGAAUUUUAUUUUCUACACAAACUGUAUUGCUAAUUUGCAUGUAUCCGAAAAAGAUAGACGAUGUUUUCAUGUUCCAUGAUCGAUCAUAUCUGAAAGAUGAAUAGUUAGGUUAUGUUAAAGCAGGUUAGGUUGUUUUCGAGAAACACUUUGGUCUUUGGUGUUCCUGUCUUAAGGUAUUCUACUCAUAACUGUUUUUGUCGAAACAAAAACUCCCCACUAAACUUAUUAUUAAGGUAUCCCUCAAAACUAUGAAAUAAAAUGAAAAUAAAAAUGAUCAGUGAAAUAACCUAACUUCGCAAAAUCAUAAUAUAUAUUUGUUGUCAUUAUGUUCCCGAUAUCGUGAUUUUAUCAUCGACGUACGUCCAUUGAUUACUUCAGUACAAUUUAUGGUAUGACGUAAUAGUCAUCUUUCGUGAUUUUGAUUAUAGAAAUAUUCACAAAUCGCUGUCGUUUGUCUUUACUACAGACUAAAUUGAUGACGUAAUCGUCAUCUUUCGUGAUUUCGACUAUAUUUGAAAAACGAAUAGUGAUAGCAUGGCUCCAGGUUUCCGAACAAUGUUGCCAGGUGUAGAGAAAUGUCCGCAAAUUUGGAAGAUUCCCAUUACUCAUCCAGGAGUUUUUAGAAAACUUCAGACGCGAUACGAAUUAUUACGGAAACGCAAUUUUUUGCUCAUCAAAGUUCUUCAGCUUUACCGUAUAGCCAACGUAGAAAAUAUUUUACUACCAUUUACCAAAAAUGUCCUUUAACUAACCUGUAUAGGUGCAAGUGUUUUCCGAAAUAUCCAUUACUUGAACAUAUCCGUAAUUGACGAAAUCGAAGGUCAAACAAGAUUUUUUUAUCUAGUUGGGACCAAACAAUGGAGUAACCAAGAGCUUUAAAUAUAUAGAAUUUAUAAAAGAAAGUGAGAGAAACAAAUUGAUUGGACGAUAUUAUUUUCCAAAAUACUUGCACAAAGAAUAUACUAACUUGAUCUAACGUAUAGCUUUAACUAUUAAUGUAAGGGUUACCAAAGGUCCAAUACUUACGUGUAAAAAUUAUCCCUACCAUUUUCAGUAAUAAUGAAAAGCUUUAUCUAUCUUCUUAGUAUUUAUUAGACAUCUCUUAUGGACCCAGAGGUGAUUGGAAGCAGAAUUUUUGUUAGAUACGAAUUUUACAAUUGCCUGACUGUCAUAUAUAUCGACACUUGAACACAGAAAUUUACUUUUUAC